Molecule: messenger RNA, 6081 nt
Organism: Anguilla rostrata (American eel)
Lineage: Eukaryota; Metazoa; Chordata; Actinopteri; Anguilliformes; Anguillidae
Gene: mier3b
Product: mesoderm induction early response 1, family member 3 b
Exons: 13
Coding region: 467-2053 (528 amino acids)
Biological process (GO): negative regulation of transcription by RNA polymerase II
Cellular component (GO): nucleoplasm
Molecular function (GO): histone deacetylase binding; transcription corepressor activity
Source: RefSeq, a predicted model, not a curated record
GAAUCGGUUCAGGUUAGUUGAAUGCCGUUGCAAAUGUCUAAUAGUAGGCUACCUAGAAUGUGUGAUGAUUUAACAAGGCUACAUAUUACGUCAUAUUUUUUCAAGGAAUGCAGUUCUGUCACUUUGAUCUAAAUGAAACUUCCCGAAAACAUUAUGCGACUUUAAACAAGACUACGUGAGCUGGUUAUUGUAAACACACUGCGUCUGCUCGUCUAUAUCUAGUCUGACUUUGUACACCCGCAUAUUUGUGGUGUACAUUUUUAAAAAACCUGCAUGUCCGCAAGGCUUUACGGAUAAAAUGAGACGAAGGUGAGACAAAAUCUGAAAUGCAGCUCUUGUCCGUAGCACUUCUCCCGCAGCGCAGUUUGAAAGUUCUCACGAAGAGCGGAGCCGGAGCUUCCGAUUGGUCCACCGAGUCGAUCCGGGUACCGGGCUGGACUCCGCUUAUUAGCCUAGAGGUACCAAUAUGGCGGAGGCUUCCUUUGGAAGUUCGAGUCCAGUCGGCUCUUUGUCUUCGGAAGAUCACGACUUCGAUCCUUCGGCCGAGAUGCUGGUGCAUGAAUACGACGACGAACAGACUCUGGAGGACGAAGAGAUUCAGGACGGAGAGAAGAACUUUGGUGCAGAAAUCGCCGAUUUGGAGAAGGAAGGUAACAUGCCAUUGGAGGAGCUGCUGGCGAUUUACCGCUACGAGGCGUCGGUCAGCACGGCGGCCGCGUCCAGCAUGGACGAGUCGUCAGGGGAGCUGCCCGACGAGCUGCCCGACAUGACCUUAGACAAGGAGGAAAUUGCGAAAGACUUGCUUUCGGGGGACUACGAGGAGGAGGCGCAGUCUUCGGCAGAUGACCUCACCCCCUCGGUGACAUCACACGAGGCCACCGACUUCUUCCCUCGAACCCUCAGAUCCAACACAAUUUAUGACGGAGACAAGGAGUCUGAGGGGGAAGAGGACGGGGUUAACCCGGAAGAUUCCAGAAAGGAGAUAAUGGUGGGGUCUGAGUACCAAGCUGAAGUCCCAACUCGCCUCUGCCGCUACCGCGACAACGAAAAGGUGUAUGAGGAUGAAGACCAGCUGCUGUGGAAGCCCGGCGUUUUGGCGGAGAGCAAAGUGCGGGACUUCCUGUGGGAGGCCACGCUACGGCCUGAGGGGAAGACCACUGGGGCUGCAGCGGCGGUACACGUACGAGACAACGAGCAGGCGCUGUACGAGCUCAUGAAGUGUAACUACAAUACCCACGAUGCACUCCGCAGCAACGCGAAGUCUUCGAAGGAAGAGGGGCUUCCAUGGACGGAGGACGAAUGCCGAAACUUUGAGCACGCGCUUCAGAUCUACGACAAGAACUUCCACCUCAUACAGAAACACAAGGUUCGAACCCGGUCCGUGGCCGAGUGCGUGGCCUUCUACUACAUGUGGAAGAAGUCGGAGCGCUUCGACUACUUCGUGCAGCAGACCCGUUUCGGGAAGAAGAAGUACAGCUGUUACCCGGGGGUGACGGAUUUGAUGGACAGGCUGGUGGACGAGGCAGAGGGUCUGGCUGUGGAUGAGGCGGGGUCAGUGUGCCCGGGCGGGGUCGGAGGUCGGAUGGAACCCAACGCUGACCAGCAGCUCAGCUUACUGAACUCCAUCACCGCCAGUGACCUCACUGCUCUGAGUGGCAGUGUGGCCACAGUGUGCAGUCCCGGGGACGCGUUCGGGUUUGCGCCGCUGGAGAGCUUACACCACCAGGGGGCGCUGGGGCGGGACGAGGCUCUGGGCUUCGCGCCCAACGGCGACGCCAACUGCCUGAACAUGCUGGACGCGGGCUUCUACCACGCGGACGCGCGGGGGGGCAAGGCCCGCGACCGGCCCCCCCCCCGCCGGCUGAAGCUGGGCCUGUCCGAGCCCUUCGCCAACGACGUGUCGGUCACGGACCUGGGCGUGGACUACCAGCCCCGCGGCCACCCCCACCGCCUCGCCGGCACCAAAAUGGCGGUCUCCGUCACGGACUUCGGCGGCGAGGCCAACGGUUUCCGCUCGUUACACCAGCAGCACGCCGCCCUACAGGCCGAAUGACGCGUUACACUCUUUACUCACUGGAAAACAUUUCAGUUUUUAUUUAGAGUAAAUGUGUACAUAUAUAUAUAUAUAUAUAUAUAUAUAUAUAUAUAUAUAAAUAUUUUUUUUACUAUGACAUCAGUGAUGUCUUUUAUCGUAUAGAACUUUAAAAAUCUUGAUUUCUCAAGAGAAAAUAUAGCCAUUUGGGUUUUUUAUUUUUUCAGUUUUUAAAUGUGGAUGGUCUGUCGUCUGGGACGUGAAGAGGAAGUCCCCCCGCCGCUUCUUUACACCAAUGACAGCAUUUUCCGCGCGGAACAGCCAAUGGAAACGGCUCUCCCCUCCGCCCCUUUUCCUAUGUGUGUUUUGUUUGUUGUUGUUUCACGUGGUACUUUGGAAGGUGAGAGUUUGCAGGUCACAGAUUGGCUGUGCUUAGACACUGGCGGUUGUAGCGUUUUGGUCGGAGGGCCCCAGUUCUCUCUGUGUUGAACCCCUACAUUCGACCCUGCAGAGACGUCCUGAAUGCGGGGUUCCCGAGCACACACUUGGGGACGUCGAGACGUCCUGGUUUACGGAAUUUUUCUGUCUGGGAGAGGGAAGAACCACAGAACGGCAUCGCCAGACCUUGUGGGAGACAUCGGUCUGCGUGCGGCACAUUUUGACGUCUUACACGAGGAAGGGGAGUUGCUUAUGUCCAAAUGAGUGAUGGAUUUCUGCAUCCAGAACGUUCACUGUCUGUUUGGAUGGGCGCAACGUAGUUUUGGGGCAGCCUGAAGCAUUUAAAAAAAAAAAAAAAUGGAUUCAUUAACUGACACGUCAAGAGAUUUUCUUCUGUUAGCGACUAUGACUGUGUGCUAUCUGUGGCCUAAUUUUUGUAAGGCGUAGGUCUCCUUGAUUGACGCUUCAGAGAACGAGUAAAAUCCUCCCAGUCAUUCGUGCAAGAAAAGUGAGCAGAAUGCUCAGAUCACAGCUUUACACCGCACUGUAGAAACGGACCAGAAUUCAAAAUGAGGUCCCUCCAAGAAUGUAAUCAUCACGGUCAGAUGGUUAACUUACUGGUUUUGACAGCUUUUCCCAAAAAAAUGUUCUUCCCUGAAACAGUGCAAAGGUUGAUACCGUGACUACCCCAGUAACCCAUGUUUUUCUACUCAAAGUUGGUUUUUUUUUUUUUUGCUUUUGAAGUUUCUCCGUGACUGAACUAUUGUGCGUAAUUCUUUUUUUGUUUAAAAUGUCUGAGAAACAGUGUUGGUGAAUGUGUGCUGGUUUGUGGAUAGCUAGGUGUGUAUUUAUUGCAAAGAAUACGUAGUGGACUGCGCCAAGCUCAUCACAACUUUAGCCUUAGUCUUGUAAGUAAAUUGUGUUGCCUUUUUUUGUAGAAAGUGUACAGUUGAACAACUUUGCUAAAAAACCAAUGGGCACGUUUUACAUUUCUCAGAGACUUGUGUGUAUAAGACUAUUUUGACUGUCUAAGCUGAGCCAUGUGCAUGUUCAUCUUUAUUCCAAUGAGUCCCCAUUAAUUGUUUUUUUUGUUUUUUGUUUUUGGGGACAGGGAUGUUAUUUGAAUCUUAAGUGUACACCUGUACAUAGCCAUGAAACUGCAGCCCCAUCUCCUUGCUGACGUCGGGUCACAAUGGCGUCCUGAAAACCAGUCCUGCGUCCAUGGUACGAGAGACACGAACAGCAAGCCCGCAUCGCGUAACUAUAGACACAGACACGUAUGCGUGCAUCAGUCACACGUCAUGACAGUACAGAUAUGAACACCAAUCCUGCGUCACGGUACUGCAGCCUGGUUCCGAUGUCUAAAGGCAAGCUCUAGACUUUCCUGACAACUGAUUACAGUUGAGAAACAGGGCAUGGUGGGUACUGUCUUGGGGCUUUUUAGGAGAAAAAGGCAGAGAGGACAUAGUUGGCAGUUUAAUUUAUGCAGUAUUCAUGUUUACUUAAUUUAUCUAUGCAUUCUGAGAUGGGACCUGAAGCCAGAAUAACCCGGUCAGGAAGACCAGAGGCACUGCGGAAUGUCAGCAUAGCUGUAGAAUUACUAGAUUGGUGGAGUUCUAUUUGAUUAGCUUGUCCAGAAUACCCUUCUGCAGAAAGUCCUUAUGAAAAAUGAUGUAUAUGUGAAAAUUACUUAAUGUACUAGUGUAAUAGCAGCCUCUAUGGUACGUGAAGCGUUGCAUUUUAAUAUUAAUAUAUGAAUUCGAUCCAAUCCGAUGUGGCCCUCCAGCACUUAUGUAAAUUGAUUUAUUGUUUUUUUUUUUUUUUUGUUUUGUUUUUUUUAAAACCAUGCUAGUAAUUCUAUUUCUAUGGAGAAUGCUGGUGAGGUCAGUGGUGUUUUCACUGUGGCAGGUUAUCCCCCCCCCCCCCCCAUGCAGGCAGGUGGCCCCUGAAUUGCAUUUGUAUAUAAUCAUCAGGUAGUCUUUAAAAAGUUAAGUAUUUGACCUCAUAAACUUGUGAAUUUCUGUUCAAAGAUUUUGUUGAAAUUCCUUGUUGAUAUAAGGCAAUAAUUUGUAAAUAUGUACAGAAAAGACAUGACAGUUUGACUUUUUAUUUUAUCUUCAUUAUUGUCUGCAGCAGAAAACCAUUUAUCCAUGCAUGCUAGAUGGGACUUUUCACUGAAGAAAACCACUAAACAUUGCUUUACCUAUCGAAGUAUUAAGUGAUUGUUCUGUUUUUUUUUUUUGUUGUUUUUUUUUAGUUUGAUUCGCUGAAAUACAGCCUGUAUGCUGCUUGCUGGAGUGUCAGUGAGACUUGUGUGCACUUAAAGGUUGUUGCAGAAGUUGAGAUCUGAUUGCUGUCCAGCAGGGGGCGCACUCUUAUUUUGUUUUCUCCUUUAGUGACCAGAGCCCAUAUUCGUAGUGUCUCGGAGUAGAAGUGCUGAUGUAAAAAAAAAAAAACAGGCAGAACUGAUCUGAGAUCACUACUUCUGAAGCUUUGUGGAGAUGUUGAUAAAGGGGGUGUGGCUUUCUUGAGGCCUGGUUUCUGUGGGUGGAGUCUAAAUUGUUUGGAAUGCAGUAACUCUUUUGAACAGUAAACACUAUAUUGGGUUUGAUGCUAGGUUUGCAUGUCAAACACAAUGCGGGACCACUUUGCAAUGCCAAUAUGGCCUGUGUCUGACACCGGGGCUUGUACUCAAAAGUGCUGAUCUAGAACCAGUUUUGCCUUCACACUCAUAGGAGAUAAGGAUAUGGAUUUGGGAAGAAACUGAUCCUCAGUCAGCAUUCUUGCUCUGUGUGCUUUGUGACUACAGGCCCUGAAAUCAUCUCACUAUGUUUGCUACACGGCUAAAUGCAAGUCCUGCUCUGUCUGUAGCAGUAGUCUUAUUUAUUUUGUUUCCUUGGCUGGCUUCCUGUUGUAAAUUUUAUUUUAAUUUUAUUUAUUUUAUUUUUUAUUUUUUUUGGUUAAACUGUCCUUAACAUAACAGCUGACUGCAGGGUAAAUCUGAAGGAUGUUCGUUACUGUCCCAGUACGUGGGGUAAAGCAGGAAGGCAGACUAUCAAGCUGUUUAAGUUGCAGCUCUGACUGACUCUUAACAAAGACAGUGACUCAGUGACGGCCUAUUUAUUUUAUCCAAAGUUUGUACAAAGGUGUAGUAGAAAAAAAGAAUGCUCAGAAUGUAUCCUAAUGAAACAAAUCUUUAGGAGAGUACCUGUAUUUUAAACCACCCCCAGAAAAUUUAUCUUAAAUGUGACUUUUUAAAGAAAUCUUCAAUGUGGGUUCGAUUUUUUUUCUUCCAAUUACCAUAUUAAUUUCUCUAUAUUUUUUGUAUUUCGUUUUUGAGAUGAAAAGGAAAACUUAACCGCCACUGCAGUUGAGAUGUUUUCAGUUAAUUUGAAAAAUAACCUUUCUUUGUGAGUAAAACAUAAAUUUAUAUAGCCAGAAUUAGACAAUCAGAGCAGCAUUUAAUAUCUGAAAUGUUAAAGAGGAAAUCUUUAUUGUUUAUAAAUAUUUGUACAUAAACUGAAUUGUUUUUGUUUUGUUGAGGAUUUUGUAUUUUGUUCUUCUUUAAUACCUGGUGUACAGAUCCAGAAAUAAACCUGGAAAUAUUGUGA